Messenger RNA from Amaranthus tricolor (Joseph's coat), 3433 nucleotides. Its product is annotated as ATP-dependent DNA helicase Q-like 5. Lineage: Eukaryota; Viridiplantae; Streptophyta; Magnoliopsida; Caryophyllales; Amaranthaceae. The transcript has 21 exons. The coding region runs from base 98 to 2938 and encodes 946 amino acids. Gene Ontology annotation, biological process: double-strand break repair via homologous recombination. Gene Ontology annotation, cellular component: cytoplasm; nucleus; chromosome. Gene Ontology annotation, molecular function: nucleic acid binding; ATP binding; 3'-5' DNA helicase activity. The record is from RefSeq and is a predicted model, not a curated record.
UUGGCGGGAACCACUAAAGAAAAAAUCCCCAAAACUCGGAGGAAGAACACUUAUUUCAUGUUCAUACAUCCAAUCUUUCUGUAUCCUUCUUUCAUCAAUGGAGUCAGAUAGUGAUUCUGAUGGUUCUCACAUAUCUGCAACACCUCCAAGAAACCCAACUCCUUCUCCUCCAGCUAAAAAGCUUCCCUCAGAACCCAUUUCAAUUGUCAAACAAAAACCCCCUUUCAAAUCCCUAAAAACCAACCAAAACCCUUCUUCAAACCCCCAAAAAAUCGAGCCGAAACCCUCAGAUAUUCCACAAAUUAAAAACCCAAUUUAUCAAUCGUCAAACUCUACUCCCCUUCCAUGUUUUUCUCCCCCAAUUCAACGACCUAUAUCGAAUGUUCCCGAUAUUUCUUUCCCUAGUCCACUCAUGGCUAAGGCUAAUUCUUGUUACAAAUCAAAGUCUGGUUCUUUCUUAUUGAAGAAAAUUAAUGUAAAUUUUGAUGAUAAUAGUGAAAAAGAUCCCAUUUUACCAUCUGGGGAGGCUUUAAAAUCUGAAAUGGGGGUUAAUUGUGAAGUUGAAAAUGUAAAUUCAGGUAGUUUAAAGAAAAGGGUAUGUAGGAAAAGGGGAAAUUUGAUAGGAAAUGGGUUAGAUAGUGAGUCUAGCUCAAUUAGUGUAGCGCCUAUAAAAAGAACUAAAUGUGUUAGUGAAGGAAAUUUUGUGAAAUUGAAUAUUAAUGGGCGUGGUAAGAGGUUUAAAUUUAAGGGAAAGAACAGGAAUUAUAGUUCAUCUUCAUCAAGAAGAAGUCUUUAUAGGAGUAAAAGAAGAUUGGCUGCUAAAAAUGGGGUUGAAAGUAAUGGAUUAUGUGAUGAAGAAGGUCUAAUUUUGGAAAAUAAUGGAAAACAGAUUAAGGGUGAGAGUACAAAAUUAAGAAUUAAUGCUGGAUUGAUUAAAAAAGCUGUGUUAGAUGUUAGGAAUGACGCUUCUGAUGAAAAUUUGGUGAAUUUGUUAAGGCUUACACAUGGGUAUGAUUCAUUUCGAGACGGGCAGUUGGAAGCUAUUAAAAUGGUGCUUGGUGGUAACUCAACAAUGUUGGUUUUGCCUACUGGUGCUGGAAAAUCACUGUGUUAUCAAUUGCCUGCUAUUAUUUUUCCUGGGAUUACACUAGUUGUAAGCCCCUUAAUGGCAUUGAUGAUUGAUCAGUUAAAACAGCUUCCUUCUGUUGUGAAUGGUGCUUUACUGAGUAGUAGCCAGUCAUUAGAGGAGAUGUCUGAGACUUUAACCUUGCUACAAGAAGGGAGUAUAAAGGUUCUUUUUGUUUCACCAGAGAGGUUUCUUAAUGAAGAGUUCAUGUCAAUCAUUUCCUCUUGCCCAUUGAUAUCACUUGUAGUGAUUGAUGAAGCACAUUGUGUAUCUGAAUGGUCACACAACUUUCGGCCUUCAUACAUGAGGCUAAGGGCGUCUGUACUUCAUGACAAACUAAAAGCUGGAUGCGUUUUGGCAAUGACUGCUACUGCAACUCAAAAAGCACUGCAUGCUGUUAUGCAUGCUUUGGACAUUCCAUCUAUGAAUUUGGUGCAGACUCAUCAUCUGAGAAACAAUCUGCAGUUGUCUGUGUCUAUGAGCGGAAAUAAGAAGGUGAAAGAUUUGAUUGCGAUAAUGAAAUCAUCGCCGUAUUCUGAACUCAAGAGCAUCAUUAUUUACUGCAAAUUUCAGUCAGAGACCGACAUGAUAAGCAAAUGUUUAAACGAUAGCAACAUUCCUGCUAUGAGUUAUCACAGUGGCAUGAUGGCUAAGGAUCGUAGUCGAGUCCAAGCAUUAUUCUGUUCCAACAAGAUCAGAGUGGUUGUUGCAACUGUGGCAUUUGGAAUGGGACUUGACAAAAGUGAUGUUGGAGCCGUCAUUCAUUACAGUUUGCCGGAAAGCUUGGAAGAGUAUGUUCAGGAGAUUGGACGUGCUGGACGUGAUGGGAGGUUAUCAUAUUGUCAUAUGUUCUUUGACGACACCAGUUAUUUUAGGCUACGCAGUCUCAUGUACAGUGAUGGUGUGGACGAAUAUGCGGUGAAUAAACUCCUUGGUGAAGUUUUUAACCAUGACACGGGGAAAAUUCAUUCUCUGAUCAAAGAAUCUGUAUCUCGCAAAUAUGACAUUAAAGAAGAGGUGAUUCUAACAAUAUUAACUCAAUUGGAGUUGGGAGAAGUACAAUACCUGCACCUUCAUCCACAAAUGAAUGUUACUUGCAGCUUAAAUUUUCACAAGACUCCUCCUAUGGACUUAGCUGCCCGAGAUCAUUUGGUUGCCGGAAUUUUGAAUAAAGCAGAAACUAAGCACGGGCUUCAUGUUUUUGACAUCCCCACAGUGGCAAAUGAAAUCGGCUAUACAGUAAAACAGUUUAUAAAUCAGCUGCAGAACCUAAAGUCUAUUGGGGAAAUAACUUAUGAACUGAAGGAUCCAGGGUACUGUUUCACAGUUGUACAUGUUCCUAGGGACUUGUGCUCUUUAGCUACCCAGAUGACAAAAUGGCUGUCGGAAAUUGAAUGCUGUAAGAUUCGUAAAUUAGAUAUGAUGUUCAAUGCUGCAACCUUAGCUGUAAAAUCAUGUGAAAGCAUGAAUGAAUGUGAUGUUUCCCAGAAGUAUCAGCACACAGCCUCUUUGCAAAAGAUCAUUUCCGAAUACUUCAGUGAAGAAACUCUCAUUGAUCCUCCCACAAAGAUCAAGCAAAACAGCCCGUUUCUCCGAGCAGAUAUUAAGGUCUUUCUGCAGAACAACUCAGCAGCUAAACUAACCCCACGUGCAGUUGCAAGAGUAAUGCACGGCAUUGCUAGCCCAGCUUAUCCUUCUGCAGCCUGGUCAAAGACUCAUUUUUGGGGAAGAUAUACGGAUGUGGACUUCAAGGCAAUAAUGGAAGCAGCAAAACUGGAGCUCAUGAACUUUGUAGGGAAGGACAAACCAUAGACCUCAUGAAUCUCAAUUGGUUUGACUAAAUUAAUCAGAAUUUUAUAAGAGGUUCAUAUGUGCCGGUUCUACGAGGAAAACACAUGUAUCGUGUGCAACAGACCCGAAUGAAUGUGUACUGGACUAUAGACAUUCUUUGGUGGCCCGAUGUUUGGUCAUUUUCUGUCGCAAGACUUCGUGGUUGAUCAAGAUAUAGGUAUAUCUAUUACGACACGACUGAUGUGGAAUAUUAUAGCUGCUUCCUUGUCACCUGACUAUCUUAUAAGUAUACUUGUACCGGGAAUACUGUCGUUAUUCGUUAACAUUAUAUUGUAUUUGAUGACCUUUGUGAGGCUGGUAGGUUUGCAGAUGCAUUGAAAAUUGUCCAAAAAAUGAUUUUUCUAAAGCUGCUCUUGCACAGUGUUUUGUCUUCAUAAUAUAUCUAUAAUCUAUAUAUGUAUUAAUAUGUUUUCUUACGCUCUUGCCCGAUUCAUGGAUCACUGGUCAGUCUGGUUC